This is a messenger RNA of Penicillium diatomitis, 1506 nucleotides long. RefSeq lists its product as uncharacterized. The transcript has 3 exons. The record is from RefSeq and is a predicted model, not a curated record. Bases 1 to 1506 code for a protein of 501 amino acids. NCBI's taxonomy places the organism in Eukaryota, Fungi, Ascomycota, Eurotiomycetes, Eurotiales, Aspergillaceae.
AUGUCGAACGCAAGCGACUCUCCUCGGAUGGACCAGCCCGUGGUUCCUGCAGAUCUCAUCCGGACUUCCUAUCACAGCGGUAUGGGUGACCUACCGCGGCAACAAUCGCAACCUACACAGCAGGCUCGCAGCCCACCCGAGGAAUGCGGUGCCUCGCUCAGGAGUCCUCGUACAGCUCGAUUUGCUGAGGCUACCACGGUACAUUCGCCAAUUGACCCAUCAUCAUGUCGCUCGCCUUUCGCUGAUCACCAACAAAUCCAGGCCGGAGGUGUGGGCGAUACGGGGUUCGGCUAUGUGGCUGCCAGCGAUCCAGCGCAGCACGCGGCUGAUUCAAGACCCCCGAUGACGCCCGCUCUCGCUUCACCACUGCGAAGUGGGCUGAGAGUGCCCAACACUGCCAAAUCCUUGAAUCCACUUAGCCCGACGUUCCGGGAAGAGUAUAUGCUGGAGAAGCAGGAGAAGGAAACGGCAAAAGAAAAUGCCAGGGAUUUGCGAGUCAAAGUUCGCAUCCGCAUCGCGAAGAUGUUCCUACGUGGCGUCAACUUUUCUUGCAGUCUGAUUGUGAUGGCCCUUCUCGCCACGACUCUGACCGUCUUCGAAGCGACCAAGUCUCUCCCGCCACGCAACAGUUUGCCGGCUUGGGCACAAGGUACCAAUCCUUGGGCACAGUACCUACUUCUGGGGCUGGCGUCUUUCUCCCUGUUUGCUUGCUUGAUCGUAUUUUGGGGCUACUGGAAGGGUGGACACCGUCGAGCUGAGAAGGUCACCGUCUACUACACCACAUUCUCGAUCUGUUUCUUCGCCUUCAACUUCAUUAUGUGGAUCGUCGCGGCGUCCAUUUACCAGCACUCAAAGGCAACGAGUAACAACAAAGACAUGUGGGGAUGGUCUUGCGCGCAAAAUACUCGGGAGCAGUUGUAUUCCAACACUAUCAACUACGCUCUGCUUUGCCGUCUUCAGGAUUGGGGUCUUGUGUGCGCCAUCAUUGAAAUCGUCAUUGAGCUCAUUGUCCUACUCAUCUACGGCGUUGUUGCCUACCGAGUUUGGUCCAAGCGGCGCCUCAUGAAGACCAUGGAUGGACGUGACCAGGCCCGUUCUGAUCUCUACCUUGCGCAACUGCGUAUGCAGUCGGCACCGAAUACUCCUGGCUUCUCAGGCUACGCGAGCUACCCCGGCAAGAGUCCAUUUCUCGAUCCCUUGUCCUCGGCAGAAAAGGGUCAAGCUGAGCCGACCACGACCCAAUAUGCCUCACCUCGCUCGCCCACGCGACCCGUCUCCUCAUUCCAGUUGCAAGCACCUCCCAGUCGUCAUCACCAGUCUACCCCACAAGCGCAGCAAGGUGGCUUCACGAUGGUAUCCCCACCUCGGGCGAUUACUCCACCGACCCAGAACGAGCCGCAACAUGUGGCUGCGGCACCUGGUGAGACCAACUACGGUGCUGUGCCAAUCCCAGGCGCAUACACGAGUCCUAUGAUGCCUGCGUUCCCACCCGCGGUGCAUCAAUAG